AAACCUUCCCUUCUUUCCCGAUUUCAAGCCCUAAAAUUCCGAGACUUCUGUUUCUCGCUUUAACGACAGUCGCCGAGUGAGAGAUAUAGAGAGAGAAAGAUGCCGGUGCACGAUGAGCAAGAGCAUGAGGUGUACGGUGGAGAGAUCCCAGAAGAGGAAGAAGGUGAGAUGGAUACGGAAGAGUACGAAGAACACGGCGGAGAAGAAGGUGCCGCCGCCGGAGAUGAGGAGCUUGAACCUGGCUCUAGCUCUAGGGACUUGGAGGAUAUGAAGAAACGAAUUAAGGAGAUUGAGGAAGAAGCUGGAGCUUUGCGUGAAAUGCAAGCCAAGGCUGAGAAAGAUAUGGGUGCUAGUCAAGGUUUAAAGCUUGUCUUGUUGAUUAUGAUAUUGCUUUGGGUUUACAUAUUGGAAUCUUUUAGUGAAUCAAUGAAUCUGUCUAGAAAUUUACUGGAGUUUGAGUAUGAGAAGGAAAUCAUUAAUAGUGGUGUUAGUGCGGCUGAGAAGGAAGAAGUGGAUUCGCGUUCAAUAUAUGUUGGCAAUGUGGACUAUGCAUGUACUCCAGAGGAAGUCCAGCAGCAUUUUCAAUCAUGUGGGACAGUGAAUAGGGUUACAAUUCUGACAGAUAAGUUUGGUCAACCUAAAGGUUUUGCGUAUGUCGAAUUUGUGGAAGUAGAAGCUGUUCAGAAUUCGCUUAUUUUGAACGAGUCAGAACUACAUGGUCGUCAGAUAAAGGUAUCUGCAAAGAGGACUAAUGUACCUGGAAUGAGGCAAUUUCGAGGAAGAGGGCGUCCCUUUAGACCGAUGAGGGGAUUCAUGCCAGGAGUUCCAUUUUAUCCUCCAUAUGCUUAUGGGAGAGUUCCCAGGUUCAGACGGCCUAUGCGCUACAGACCGUACUGAUUAGGCAAAUUGGUGUUAAAAAAGUAGCAGCUGCUUCUCCGUUUUCGGGAAAGCUUAUCAUCAUCAACACGGUUCAUCGGACGCUGCAGUUGUUUCGAUUAACAGAGAUGAGUUGAAGAAUUGUAUGGCAGAAGAGAGAGGGGAAUUAUAUUCUAGAUUUUCUGUACAAUAUUUGAUGACAAGUGCAACAUUUUGAUGAGUUCCUUUGUUUUUAUUAUCUUCAAACACGAGUCACGAUUUCACAAUAACUCGCAAGCUUCCAUUGUUCUAGAUUUGAUGCAUAUUGACCAAAAAAAAACAAAAGUUAAUUCUCUAA
Molecule: messenger RNA, 1213 nt
Organism: Arabidopsis thaliana (thale cress)
Lineage: Eukaryota; Viridiplantae; Streptophyta; Magnoliopsida; Brassicales; Brassicaceae
Gene: PABN1
Product: polyadenylate-binding protein 1
Exons: 7
Coding region: 100-897 (265 amino acids)
Cellular component (GO): nuclear speck; cytoplasm
Molecular function (GO): nucleic acid binding; RNA binding
Source: RefSeq, marked reviewed